This is a messenger RNA of Populus nigra (black poplar), 779 nucleotides long. RefSeq names its product photosynthetic NDH subunit of lumenal location 2, chloroplastic. Gene Ontology annotation, cellular component: photosystem II oxygen evolving complex; photosystem II; extrinsic component of membrane. The transcript is spliced from 2 exons. Bases 105 to 713 code for a protein of 202 amino acids. The record is from RefSeq and is a predicted model, not a curated record. Gene Ontology annotation, molecular function: calcium ion binding. NCBI's taxonomy places the organism in Eukaryota, Viridiplantae, Streptophyta, Magnoliopsida, Malpighiales, Salicaceae. Gene Ontology annotation, biological process: photosynthesis; photosynthetic electron transport chain.
UCAGCAUGCCAGCCGGCUCAAAAAUCGACAUCGACAAUCCUCCCUUCCCCUCGUUUCCAAAGGAUCUGAGUUAAUAAUUCCUUCAGAUUUUAUCCAAACUCAUCAUGAGCAGUUUCACAGCUAACACCCCAACUCUCCUCCAUGCCCAGAAGAACAUCACCAAUAAACCUCGGAAUCAUCAACCCAAACGCUCAGCUCCAAUAAUCAAAGCAUCAAUUUCACCCCUAGAAAGUGUGACCAACAGAAGGAAAAUCGUAACUUUUUUAUCCACUUCACUAGCACUAGGCCAGCUACAUGGCACCACAACCACCGCGCCACCAGCAGCACUAGCUGAGAAAUGGGGCACACGUUCAUUACUAUGGGAACAUUUUUUUCAGCCUGACUUAUCACCGGAAGAUGCAGUUGCAAGAAUUACCCAAACUGCCGAGGGCCUCCAUAGCAUAAGAGACAUGCUAGAGAGCAUGGCCUGGAGGUAUGUCAUGUUUUACAUCAGGCAAAAACAAGCAUAUCUUUCCAAGGAUCUGAAAAAUGCUUUCUCUACGUUGCCUUCGAGUCGCCGGGAAGAUUAUGUUAAAAAGGCUAACGAGUUGGUUGAUAAUAUGGACGAGUUUGAUUCUUAUGUUCGGACGCCGAGAGUAUAUGAAUCGUACCUGUACUACGAGAAGACAUUGAAAUCAAUAGACGAUAUUGUGGCAAUUUUAGGAGAGAACUAGUCCAGUGUUGUUACAUGAGCAUUUAUCAACAAUCUUGAAUUUCUGCUCUUGCGAUAUAUUUUCUUA